GUCGCUGAUUGCCUUGGGCUCGAAAAGAAUGAAGUUGAGGAUGCGGUACUGGAAGGCACACAGAUUGAGCAAAUUGAUGAGUUUCUGGAGGAGGAAGGAAAGAGUCACUUGAUGUUCUUCUACCAGGAACCUGAACUAACAGACAAAGACCCAGUGGAGCAGUUACGCCUUGGGGCCCAGAAUAAAUCGAUCAAGGCCUCUAAGCCCAGGGUGUUUGUUACAAAUGGCCGUGAUGUGCCCCUACAUGGCAUGGCUCUUAUAUUCACGAGGGCUGACCCCAAGCAAGCAAUUACAGAGACAACUAUGCUCAAUGAAAUUAACUUCACCACUAUGGAUGCAUCUAAGGGGUGCAAUGGGCAUGGACUCCUCAAUGCAGUGGAAGAUGUUAUGUCACGUAUAUUCAUCCCUUCCCUGCGAAAACUAGAGAAAGGCUGGGGCAGUCUGCAGACCAAAGCAGGGGAACCUGUCAGAACUGAUUUCCUCAAUAACCUGGACUCAUUUGUCUCUGUAUUAUCAGGGGCCCAGCAAAGUCUUGAUGAAAAAGUCAUCUUGAAACCCUGCGAGACUUAUGACCUUGGUGACCUUAUGACCCCCUCUGACUACCAAUCAGCUGCCAGCAACAAUGAUGUACUUGUUGCUAUUGAGGAAUGUAUCGCUGUAUGGAUUAAACAGAUUGAACAGGUUUUGGCAGAGAGUGAACAGAUGAGGCGUGAGGCAGAUGACAUUGGACCCAGAGCUGAGCUUGACCAUUGGAAGAAACGCAUGUCUCGCUUCAACUACUUGCUGGACCAGAUCAAGGGGUCAGAGGUCAAGGCAGUCUUGGGUGUGCUCCAAGCCGCCAAAUCUAAAACAUUGAAGGUGUGGCAAGAGCUAGAUAGACGCAUCACAGAUGCUGCGAACGAGGCGAAAGACAACGUCAAGUUUCUCUAUACACUUGAGAAAUUCUGUGACCCUCUGUACAAUAGCGACCCUGUUGGUAUGGUGGAAACCAUUCCUGGACUUGUGAAUGCUAUUAGAAUGAUCCACAGCAUCUCCCGUUACUAUAAUACGUCAGAGAGGAUGACAUCACUCUUCGUCAAGAUCACAAACCAGAUGAUCACAGCUUGCAAAUCUUACAUCACAGAUGGAGGUGCUGAGACAGUUUGGACACAACAAUCAGAAGACGUCAUCAAAAAAUUAACAGACUGUAUAAAUCUUAACAAAGAAUACCAGAGACAGUUUCACAAAACAAAACAAAAGCUUGAAGAUAUGCCAAAUGAGCGAAAAUUUGAAUUCUCUGAGAUGUACAUAUUUGGAAAGUUUGAUACAUUCUGUCGGAGAUUGUCAAAAAUUAUUGACAUGUUCCAGACUAUGGAGAUUUAUUCCCAUUUGAUGACAUCCAAGAUAGAAGGUAUGGAGAUGAUGGCUGCUAAGUUCAAUGUCAUUGUGACCUCUAUGAAGAAGAAACCCUAUGAUUAUCUGGACCAGCGCAAGAUGGACUUUGAUUCAGAUUUUGAGGAGUUCAAGAGAUCAAUCCAGGAUCUACAUUCAACCAUCACUUCUUUCAUGGAUCAGAGAUUCGAGAGGAUCAACAGCACCCAGCGUGCAUUAUGGCUGUUGAGAAAGUUUGAGCGAUUGAACAUACCAAAUUUGGGCAUAGCAGAGAAAUAUCAGCGCAUCUUGCAUCAAUAUGGCAGAGAUAUUGAAAUGGUGUCCAAGAUAUACCAGAAAAAUAAAAGCGAUCCUCCAGUUGCGAGAGACCUGCCCCCUAUUGCAGGUAAGAUUGCCUGGGCUAGGCAAUUAUUCCGUCGUCUCCAGGAGCCAAUGGAUGCCUUCCAAUCCAUGCCUAACCUCCUCACAGGCCCUGAUGCAAAGAAAAUCAUCAAGAACUACAACAAAAUGGCCAAGGUCCUGCUGGAGUUUGAAGUCCUUUACCAUAGAGGAUGGCUAAGACAGGUUGAGGCCACAAAGUCUGGUCUUUCUGCUUCAUUAUUGGUGCGCCACCCAGAGACUGGGGAGCUGUAUGUGAACUUUGACCCUCAGAUCAUCACCCUCAUCAGAGAGACAGAGUGCAUGGCCAGGCUUGGGCUGGAUAUUCCACCUACUGCCUCAAACCUAAGAGCUAAACAGGGAGUCUUCAAGGAAAACUUUAAUUCACUAAAUCUUGUGAUGCAAGAGAACUCCCGUGUCCGUUCCAAGAUUCCAUCUGCUUAUGAUACACUAAUGGCACCACAUAUAGCUAAGGUUGAUGAAGCCAUCCAGCCAGGACUUAGUAGCCUUACAUGGACCACUCUUAACCUAGAUGCAUACAUAGGGAGUGUAUAUAAGGAGCUAGAGCUAUUAGAGUUGCUGAUAGAGAGGACCAAUGAUCUUGCAGAGUUCCGUAUUGAUGCAGUGUUGUAUGAUAUGUCAACAUUGCUCCUUUGUGAGCUUCCUGGAGACGAACCUUGGACUGUUGAUGAAUUCUUGGAACGUACUGCUACACUGUGUGUGAGAGGGUCUCAGAUCCUACAGUCUAAGAGCAUUAAUGUUGAAGAGGCUGCUAAUGAACUCAUUGAUAUGCUCUGCCCACCUGAAGAAGAAGUAAAUGAUGAAGAAGAGGAGGAAGGAGAGGAAGAAAAAGAUGAGGAGAGUAGUGAUAAAAAGAGUAGAUCCCAAAGUCCCACACAUUCCCACGUCUCCCCCAGGACAGGUAGUCGUAUGUCAAAAACAUCACGUCCAAUGUCGACCACAGCCGAGGCCAUCGCAAAACGCAAACGUGAACAGAAAGAAAACCUAGAAGAAGCAGCUAUGGAACUCCUGAAUCACUUCAAUCAUCGGAACCUAGAUGCUAUUGUAAAGGUUGUGAAAAAUACACUAGAGGCAUUGAGAAAGAGGAUCACAUCAAGCUCUAUGUUACAUUAUCUAGGUGACUCAAAUAAGGGAGAUAGCAGUACAGCAAGGCCAUUUUUCAAGACAUUUGCUCGUCUCACCAUCCCAAAUAUUGUGAUGCAACCUCCCCUUGAUGAAGUCCAACAAGCCAUCAACAAAGCCACCCAACUUGUGCUGAAUGUCUCCAAGGGUGUAUCCCAAUGGAGUAAAGAACGCAAGAAGGGCAACAGAGGCCAGGAUGAUGAAUCCGAUGACUCUCACCAUCAGAGACGUAACAGUGGUGCAAGUGUUGUUUCCGAGGCUUCGCGCAGUGAUAUGGCGUUAUCUCGUGCGACAACACGUCAUGGGGAUCAGAGUGCCGUCACUGCUGUUGCUCAGAUGGUGAAGAAUUAUUUCAAGAAUGUGUCGGAUAAUAAAGAAGUGGCCAAGGUUGUCUCUCUUCUUUCAACAUCAAUCAACUCUACCAAGAAGGAGGUCGUAACAGCCCUUGAGAAGUUCGCCAAGUACCACCCAAUAUGGGAAGUUGACAGAGAUGAAGACCUGGAAGAAUUCAUGAAACAAGAACCCAAACUUUCCGAGUUCCAGUUCAAGAUCCUCCAUUACGAAGACCUGGAGGCCAUGAUUAAAGCUGAGCCUGAGUUCUAUGAUGUUGGACCCAUUGCUCUUUACACAGCCAAAUUGAAGGAGGGUCUUGAGUGUGAGACAACUGCUUGGAGAUUGCAUUAUGGGAAGGCGUGUAACUCGAAAUAUCGCACAGAGAUGGAAGACACGUUUGAAUUCAUUGAAGAUAUUCACAAGCGUCUAACACGACCUGUGAAGGAUUUAGAUGAUAUUCGCCUUGUCAUGGCUUCUUUGAAGGACCUGAGGGAUAACUUUAUCAAAUAUGACAUGAACAUCGGGCCAAUAGAGGAAUCCUAUGCAUUGUUGACUAAACAUGAAAUACCAGUCUCCAAGGAGGAAGUAGAGAGAGUGGACACAUUGAGAUAUUCCUGGGAGAAGCUCCAGAGUCAGUCAAGCGAAUCAUCCACCCACCUGCUCCUGGUGCAACCUAACUACAAACAGGGACUCAUCGAUGAUGUGGAGACAUUUAUCACUGACUGUAGUGACUUCUAUGGUGACUAUAAGAAUAAUGGGCCAAUGGUUUCUGGAGUACCACCGAGGGAAGCCAGCGACCGCCUGAUCAUCUUCCAGAAUACUUUCGAUUCUCUGUAUCGCAAGUACAUCACAUAUACAGGCGGAGAAGAAUUAUUUGGUCUAACAGUCACGCAGUACCCAGAGUUGUUGGUCAUCAAGAAAGAGUUGAACCUCCUCCAGAAGCUGUACAGUCUUUAUAAUGCUGUCAUUGACACUGUAAAUGGAUACUAUGACAUUCUAUGGAGUGAAGUGGAUAUUGAAUCAAUCAAUGUUCAACUGCAGGAAUUUCAGAAUAGGUGCCGUAAGCUUCCCAAGGCUUUGAAAGAGUGGUCAGCUUUUGAAGAGCUCCGUAAAACAAUUGACAACUUCAACGAGAUGGUACCACUCUUGGAGCUAAUGGCCAACAAGUCAAUGAAGACACGUCAUUGGGGAAGAAUGUCAGAAUUGACAGGGCACGUCUUUGACAUAGAGAGCGAUAACUUCACGAUGAGGAACAUUCUAGAAGCCCCAUUGGUUGAAAACAAGGAAGACAUUGAGGACAUCUGUAUAUCAGCUGUGAAAGAAAAGGACAUUGAGGCCAAAUUGAAAACAGUCAUAGCAGAAUGGAAUGGUCAUGACUUCAAGUUUGGAACUUUCAAGAACAGAGGAGAACUACUGUUGAGAGGAGACACCACUGCUGAGAUUGUCUCCCUCAUGGAAGACUCCCUUAUGGUUCUCAGUUCAUUGUUGAGCAACAGGUACAAUGUUCCCUUCAAGAAACAAAUCCAGACGUGGGUACAGAACUUAUCCAAUUCUUCAGAAAUCAUUGAAAACUGGAUGACUGUCCAGAAUUUAUGGGUCUAUCUUGAGGCUGUCUUUGUAGGGGGUGACAUCGCAAAGCAGUUGCCACAGGAAGCUAAGAGGUUCUCCAAUAUCGACAAGUCUUGGAUCAAAAUCAUGACGCGUGCCCAUGAGAAUACAAAUGUGAUCCAGUGUUGUGUUGGUGAUGACACCCUAAGUCAACUCUUACCCCAUCUAUUGGAGCAACUGGAACUCUGUCAGAAGUCCCUCACUGGGUACCUUGAACAGAAACGACUGUUGUUCCCCAGAUUUUUCUUUGUGUCCGACCCUGCCCUUCUGGAAAUCCUUGGACAAGCCAGCGAUUGCCACACCAUUCAGGCACAUUUACUCUCCAUAUUUGACAAUACGAAGUCUGUGAAAUUCCACGAGAAAAAAUAUGAGUCAAUCUUGUCGAUUUUCUCAUCAGAAGGUGAAACAAUUGAUUUAGAAAAACCAGUGGUAGCAGAGGGCAAUGUCGAAGUGUGGUUGAUGUCAUUGAUGAGUAUGGCCCAAAGGUCACUACAUGGAGUUAUUCGCACUGCCGCUAUGGCAAUACAGGACUCAAGCUUUAACUUGCUGGAGUUCCUUAACAUGUUUCCUGCACAGGUUGGUCUAUUGGGACUACAGAUGAUCUGGACAAGAGACUCCACAGAUGCCCUGACCAAUGCUAAGUAUGAUCGCAAGGUGAUGCAAGGUACAAAUAUGGCAUUCCUUGAAUUAUUGAACACGCUGAUCGAUCAGACAACAAGGGAAUUGACUAAGGUGGAACGUACAAAGUUUGAGACACUCAUUACCAUACAUGUCCACCAGAGAGAUAUCUUUGAUGACUUGUGUAAGAUGCACAUUAAGUCCCCUGCAGACUUUGAGUGGCAGAAGCAAUCUAGGUUCUACUUUGUGGAGGACACUGAUAAAUGCCUCAUCUCCAUCACUGAUGUGGACUUUGAUUACCAGAAUGAGUUCCUGGGAUGCACAGAGAGGCUUGUCAUCACACCAUUGACUGACAGAUGCUACAUCACACUGUCCCAGGC
Messenger RNA from Owenia fusiformis, 5831 nucleotides. Lineage: Eukaryota; Metazoa; Annelida; Polychaeta; Sabellida; Oweniidae. The record is from the annotation of a GenBank genome assembly.